GAAAGGAGUCACAACUGCUGAUGGGUCCGUCAAGCAACGUUCUUGCCAUAGGUGGAAGAACUGGAUGGUUUAAAUUUCCUGUUCUACUGGCGUGCCUGGCACUGGCGUACGUCGUUAUCAAGGAGUACAAGGCAGGAUGGCUUAGAUCACCGGGAGACGGCACAGCGCAAGACCUUCAUUCAACCAGACGUCGCUCUUCUAUCAGAGGUAUGAUGACGGCGGUCAACGCAGGACGUCUCGGCAACCAGAUGGGGUCUUACGCAGUCAUGUAUUCUUUGGCAAAACUCAACCGCUACGCUGCCUACAUUCAUCCACGGAUGCACGCCCGACUAGCUCCUCUGUUCAAACUCAGCCUUCCAGUAUUGGGAAAUGAAAUGCAAAACAUUUCUUGGGUGAACUUCAGUGGCGCCGACAUAAUGUCCGAAUCCUAUAGCCACAUGACUGAAGCACACAUCAAGCUUCGUGGUUACUACAACUCCUGGACGUUUUUCCACCACAUCAAGAACGAGAUCCUCGAGCAGUUUACGUUCCACGAAAAGCUGAAAUUCCGAGCCUGGUCCACUCUGGCUAAGAUGCGAAAAGGGCGACGGAACCCUACUUUCAUUGCAGUCCAUGUUCGCAGGGGGGAUUACAUCAACUUGAUGCCUAGGAAGUACCAGGGAGUACUCGCAGACAAGGAGUACUUCGAAAAAGCAAUGGGGUACUUCAGGGGCCGGUACCAGGAGCCCGUGUUUGUGGUAUCCAGUGACGGACUACAAUGGUGCCGCGAAAAUAUCGACGCGUCCCGUGGAGAUGUUUAUUUUGCGAACGACUGGCACGUGUCUUCGCCGAUAAAGGACCUGACCCUUCUGGCUCACUGUAAUCAUACUAUAAUGACCAUCGGAACUUUUGGCUUUUGGGCUGCUUAUUUAGCCGGCGGCGAAGUUGUCUACUUAACUAAUUACACGCCUCCUGAUUCGACCUGGUUGGGGUUCUUCAAGCCCUUCGCGAAUUACUUGCCCGAAUGGAUCGGGAUGGAAUCUGGCACCCUGCCUCUCCAGAGUGAACACAACCUAGUCGUUAAACCCGUAAAGAUGACUGCAACACCAAGGUCCAAACACAAGUCAGCUGCAAUGAAAAAGGAAUGACCUAGCUAUCGGUAGCCAGAGCAAAGCACGCGUUAAGCGUGAUGUAGAGUGCAAUAACUUUGCUGUAGAGGGCGCAGCGAUCUGCAACACAAGGACUAUUCACUGUUACAGGACAUCACGAGAGAUCAACCAGUAGCAGCGGCAUUUAUGUUUGAUGAUUUCUGCUCCUCGUUAGCUACGUGGUCAUAUAGUGGCGGUAAUAGCAUUAUGAUUUACCGAGUUCUUUGCCUGCCAUGUUGCCCUGGGGGUGGGCCGCCUUUCUGGGCAACUUUGCCAACAUUUGACAAGGAACGUCCGAGGAAGGGCCAGAAACACAACCAGACAACACAUCCUGUAUCAGAACACGAGACAUACUUCUCAAAUGAAAUAUUUUGCGUGACGGUUUCUGAAGGUAGUAUGCUCAUAUGACACAGGGGGUAAAAGAUAUAUGUUCCAA
Molecule: messenger RNA, 1563 nt
Organism: Ornithodoros turicata
Lineage: Eukaryota; Metazoa; Arthropoda; Arachnida; Ixodida; Argasidae
Product: galactoside alpha-(1,2)-fucosyltransferase 2-like
Exons: 3
Coding region: 21-1127 (368 amino acids)
Biological process (GO): carbohydrate metabolic process
Cellular component (GO): membrane
Molecular function (GO): galactoside 2-alpha-L-fucosyltransferase activity
Source: RefSeq, a predicted model, not a curated record